Messenger RNA from Cucurbita pepo subsp. pepo (vegetable marrow), 1696 nucleotides. RefSeq lists its product as uncharacterized. NCBI's taxonomy places the organism in Eukaryota, Viridiplantae, Streptophyta, Magnoliopsida, Cucurbitales, Cucurbitaceae. Gene Ontology annotation, molecular function: protein binding. The record is from RefSeq and is a predicted model, not a curated record.
UUCUCCUUCUCCUUCUUCUUCUUCCUCUAGGGUUUCGGAACAAGUCUCACAAAACCUUCCUCCAUGGCGCCCGAUGCUUCAGACGCCCUCGCAGCGAGGCAGACAGUGCAACAAUUUCUCAACGCCUCUCGCAUUGGAAACAUUGAUCUCUUGAAGAAUUUGGCUGCUAGGCUUGAUGAAGGGAAGGGACUGGCGGGAACUGUGGCUGACAUUAAGGAUGCUAAUAAGCGAGGUGCACUUCAUUUUGCGGCAAGAGAGGGAAAGACUGAGGUCUGCAAGUAUCUGUUAGAAGAAUUGAAGCUCGACGUUGAUACAAGAGACGAAGAUGGUGAAACUCCACUCAUUCAUGCUGCUCGACAAGGACACGCUGAUACUGCAAGAUACCUUAUUGAGUGUGGUGCUAAUCCUGCUAUAGCAAGUGACUUGGGGGCCACAGCUCUUCAUCAUUCUGCAGGCAUUGGAGAUAUUGAGCUGCUAAAGUUUUUACUUUCAAGAGUUACUGAUGUUAAUUCCCAGAGUGAUGCGGGUACCCCUUUGAUUUGGGCCGCUGGUCAUGCCCAACAGGAAGCUGUAAAGCUGCUCCUUGAACACCACGCUAAUCCCAAUGCUGAAACUGACGAUGAUAUUACCCCCCUAUUGUCAGCAGUGGCUGCUGGUUCUCUGGCUUGCUUGGAUUUGUUAAUUCAGGCAGGUGCAAAAGUAAAUAUUAGUGCUGGUGGAGCAACUCCUCUUCAUAUUGCUGCUGAUAGUGGGAACCUUGAGAUUAUAAAGAGUUUGUUACAAGCUGGGGCCGAUCCUAAUGCCACUGAUGAGGAUGUGCUAAGGCCAAUUCAGGUUGCAGCAGCUAGAGGUAGUCGGGCAGCUGUUGAGAUUCUUCUUCCCUUGACUUCAGCAAUUAAGACAAUUCCUAAUUGGACCGCUGAUGGAAUACUUGAGUAUAUGCAGAAUGAAACCAUGAAAGAUCAGGUGACCAGAAAUCUGGAGGAUGUUAGUAUACAUAAAGACUCCACAUCACGAGUUCAGGAUUUGCCCGAGGUGUCGCCUGAAGCAAAGAAGAAAGCCGCAGAGGCCAAAUCUAGAGGGGAUGAUGCUUUCAAUACAAAGGAUUUUCAUACAGCGGUUGAUGCCUAUACACAGGCAAUCGACCUGGAUCCAACUGAUGGUACGUUAUUUUCCAACCGAAGUCUUUGUUGGAUAAGGUUAGGUCAAGCCGAGCAUGCCCUAGCAGAUGCAAAGGCCUGCAGAGCAUUGAAGCCAGAUUGGCCGAAAGCUUGCUAUCGAGAAGGUGCAGCGUUACGUUUGUUGCAGAGGUUUGAAGAAGCAGCAAACUCAUUCUACGAGGGCGUUCAGCUCGAUCCCAACAAUAUGGCAUUAGUUGAUGCUUUCAGGGAAGCAGUUGAAGCUGGGAGAAAGUUUCAUGGCACAGAUAAACAAAAAUCAUAAUCCAGCAUCUAUGGCUGAUUCUAGAGAUGAUCGGAUCUUGGUGGUGGUGAGAAUCCAAUUUUCUUCCCUGUAAUUUAUGUCUUUUUUGGGGUUUUUGGAGGUGUUAGAUACAAUAAUCAAAGUGUUAGAUUUUGAUAGAGAAGUUGAGGUGUGGCAUUCAUGAUGAGCAAACCCUCUUUAGAAUAACUUAAAACCAAUGUUUAUCCUUCUAUUUAUUUGGUAUUAGGUAUUAGUAUCGACGCUCUCAACGUAA